Messenger RNA from Columba livia (rock pigeon), 4380 nucleotides. RefSeq names its product arylsulfatase A (gene ARSA). The coding region runs from base 177 to 2489 and encodes 770 amino acids. Gene Ontology annotation, molecular function: arylsulfatase activity. The transcript is spliced from 8 exons. NCBI's taxonomy places the organism in Eukaryota, Metazoa, Chordata, Aves, Columbiformes, Columbidae. The record is from RefSeq and is a predicted model, not a curated record.
GGCAGCCGGGACAUGGCCCGCCGCCGCACGCCGGGCCGCCACUCCGGUCCCGGGACAGCCCCGGUGUGUGUGCGGGGCAGCCGGGCUGCGGGGCCUUUCCCCGGCACCUGGGCGGACACACGGGCCGAGCCCUCAGCGCCGGGCGGGCAGCGCCGGGGGUUCUGUGGGGAACCCCCAUGGUGAUGAACCGCCCCGGACCGCAGCGCCCCGGCCGGGCCCGGGUGCCGGGAGACGGCCUGGGGCGGGCACGGGGCGCGGGAGGGGCUGCGAGGGACCGACCCGCCGUGAGGGACCGACCCGGCCCGAGGGACCGACCCGCCGUGACGAACCGGCCCGGCCCGAGGGACCGACCCGCCGUGAGGGACCGACCUGCCGUGAGGGACCGACCCGGCCCGAGGGACCGACCCGCCGUGAGGGACCGACCCGCCGUGACGGAUCGACCCGGCCCGAGGGACCGACCCGCCGUGAGGGAUCGACCCGGCCCGAGGGACCGACCCGCCGUGAGGGAUCGACCCGGCCCGAGGGACCGACCCGGCCCGAGGGACCGACCUGCCGUGACGGACCGACCCGCCGUGACGAACCGACCCGCCGUGACGGACCGACCUGCCGUGACGGACCGACCCGGCCCGAGGGACCGACCCGCCGUGACGGACCGACCGCGCGCGGCCCCUCGCUGGAGCUGUCCCGGGCGGACUACACUUCCCGGCGUGCCCCGCGGUGGGCUGGUCACGUGGCCAGUCACGUGGCCGCGCGGUAGGGCGCGGUUCGGUGAAGCGCUCGGUCGGCGCCGCUCGGCCGGGGCCGGAACGGGGCUGUGGGUCCUGCCGGGCACCGACCGGACCGGACCGGACCGGCCGCACCGCGGGAGGGCAGCGCUGUGCCCCGUGCUGCGCGCGUGUCUGCGGGGCCUCCACGCGCGGCAGCGCCAUGGGGCCGUGGGGCCGGUCCCCGCCGCGGGUCCCGGUGCUGCCGCGGGUCCCGGUGCUGCCGCGGGUCCCGGUGCUGCCGCGGGUCCCGGUGCUGCCGUGGGUCCUGGUGCUGCUGGCCCUUCGCGGAGCGGCCGGUGCGCCCCCCAGCUUCGUCCUGAUACUCGCGGACGACCUGGGCUUCGGGGACCUGGGCAGCUACGGGCACCCGUCCUCUGCCACCCCCAGCCUGGACCGCAUGGCCGCCCGCGGGCUGCGCUUCACCAACUUCUACAGCAGCUCCCCGGUGUGCAGCCCGUCCCGAUGCGCUCGGGGGUUUACCCCGGCGUGUUCGACCCCGGCUCGCGGGGAGGCCUGCCGCUGUCCGAGGUCACCAUCGCCGAGCUGCUGAAGGCUGAGGGCUACGCCACAGCCAUGGUUGGCAAGUGGCACCUGGGCCUGGGGAUUAACGGCUCCUUCCUGCCCACCCACCAGGGCUUUGACCACUUCUUGGGGGUGCCCUACUCCCAUGACCAGGGCCCCUGCCAGAAUCUCACCUGCUUCCCACCCAACAUCAAGUGUUUUGGGACUUGCGACCAAGGCUUAGUGCCAGUCCCGCUGCUCUGGAACCAGAGCAUUGUACAGCAGCCGGUCUCCUUCCCUGAUCUGGUGCCACGCUACAACAAAUUCUCACGGGACUUCAUCGCUGACUGUGCCCGACGAGGUGUCCCCUUCCUGCUCUACUACGCCUCACACCACACACACUACCCCCAGUUUGCAAGCCGGGAGUACGCAGGGCAAUCGCGGCGUGGGCCGUUUGGUGACGCGCUCUCGGAGUUUGAUGGUUCGGUGGGAGAGCUGCUGCAGGCACUGCAGGAAAAUGGUCUUGCCAACACGACCUUGGUGUUUUUCACCUCUGACAACGGCCCUUCCACCAUGCGGAUGGCGCGUGGGGGCAGCUCUGGCCUUCUGAAGUGUGGGAAAGGCACAACAUACGAAGGUGGCAUGCGGGAACCAGCAGUGGCUUAUUGGCCAGGCCGUAUUAGCCCAGGAGUGACACAUGAGCUGGCAAGCACCCUGGACAUCCUGCCAACACUGGCUACCCUGGCUGGAGCAGCUCUUCCCAAAGUUGCCCUGGAUGGCUAUGACCUGAGUCCAGUGCUGUUUGGGUCAGGGAAGAGCCCCCGUCAGGCGAUGUUCUUCUACCCGCCGUCCCCUGAUCUGCUGCACGGCGCCUUUGCUGUCAGGCUUGGGAAGUACAAGGCCCACUACUUCACGCAAGGUUCCUUUCACAGUGACACAACCCCAGACCAGGCUUGCCACGGACUGACCCCGCUGACCCCUCACUUGCCACCACUGCUCUUCGACCUGGAGUCAGACCCAGCCGAGAACUAUGAUCUGCUGCAGAGCGGCGCAGGGCCAGAGGUUCUGCAAGUCCUCAAGGAGAUCGAGCUGCAGAAAGUGCUUUUUGAACAGAGCAUGGAGUUUGGGGAAAGCCAGAUAAGGAAGGGCAAGGAUCCUGCCCUGCAGCCCUGCUGCGCGCCGAGCUGCGCUCCUAAGCCUUCCUGCUGCCGCUGCUCCUAGCCUCUCGCUGCCCCAUCAUCCACACUGCAACCCUAUCCCAAACACACCAGACGUGCCCCCAGCCCCCGACUAACCAAGCUCAGCCGCAGAGCUACCCCAGAGCUGUGGCUCAGUGACACCCCUGACUAACGGAGCAGUGGGGUCACGCACUGUGGGCUGGGGACGUUACCAGCCCUGCCAGGAGCGCGGGUCCGCAGACCCUGUGCUCUGUGCUGGGUGAUCAAGCUGCGACUUCUUGACAGAGAAACCCAGAGCUGUUUUGGGAGGGACCAUGCUACAGCAUCAUGUCCAGAGCCAGAAUGACUCCUUUCAAACUGUGACCAAGAUGAAGCCAAGGACACUUUCCAGUGUGCGGAGACCCCAGCUCAGCGGGAGGCACGCUGCGCACCCCUGGCUGGGGACUUGCAGGGCCAAGAGCGCAGCAAGAGGAGGGUGGGCUGGAUGGUCCUGGCACCCGCAGCGGCAGGGCCUGGUGCAGCUGGAGCAGAGGGGACGUGCCUGGGUGGGGAGCAGCGCAGGGUGUGCGUGCUCAGGCACCCGCACGUCCUCUGGGACUGCAGGAGUGGGGAUGCGGCUGGUGGCUGGCGGGUCUGUGGAUGCUGGGGCUGAUCAGUCAGGUGGGCUGCGCCCACACGCCAUCCUCAUGACCGAAAGGGCCUCUCCUCUUGCUCGUGAGCUAGUCCGGCUUAAAGCUCAGAAGUGAAUUGGACGAGCACGGCACUGGAGUUUCCAGCUGCUGGGUCCCUGUGACCUGCGUCCCCUCUGCCAUUGCUGCCCCUGGAGCCACCCCCACCCAGUACAGAGUGGGGCCACCUGGAAAAUGAUUUGGAAUUGCUCUAGAAAAGAAGGUGGGACACAGUGUGGUGAUCAGGUGCAGAGCUGUCAAACAAACCGAACAGCAACUUGCUUAGGUAUGACUGGCUCCUUCAUCCCCGCCUUCUCACCAUUGCCAUGCUCGUACACCCUCCUCAUCUUCCCUGGCCCCUCCCUUUCUCCACCCGUCACCUCCCAAACAAGGGAUCUAUCCCCAGUUUUUGUUCCCCUCCUUGCUCCCAGGUUGCUACAUCUGCGAACGGAUUGGGUGUUUCAGGUGCUGUUUGCUGGUCACCUUGGGCUGCCACGGUGUGACGGGUUCCUGGGUACUGCUGUCCCUGCCAGAUUCCUCUCCCCAGCGUGACCCCAACUCUUCUGUCAGUUAUCUGUGAUGGUGGCCACCUCACGUCAGUCCCCCUUCACCACCUGUGCAACUGGCUCUUAUGGCACUGUACCUCCUCCAGCUUCUCAAUCUGUUUGCCAUGGGCAGCUGUUUCUCGUGCCACGCUCAGGAGUUCCCUGGCUCUGUUCAGGCAGACGAGGCUCGUGCCAGGCCCUGACCACCCGCCCUGUGCCGUACGCAUACCCUCAAAGUUCUCUGCAACUCACAUCAUUUUUUCCAGCCAUGACGUGCCACCCUGUCCGUCCCAUGGUGGCUCUGGGCACCCUCCUCUCUGCCCGGGCACGGUUCCAGCCCUGUGUGCCCCACGCGUCCGCCUGCAGCCUCGUCCUGCAGGGACGGGGAAGGGAGCCCUUGCCUUGCACGGGACGCUGGACUGGACAGAAGCAUGGUUAGCUGUGAAAAAGGGACACUUUAUUUCAAGAACUAAGUCAACUUCAGCAUUUGAGUGCACUCAGCAGAGAGUGGGCAGGACAGAGGUGGCCUUGGGCACUGAGGUGCCUUUGGAUCCACAGACAUGGCCCAGAAGGAAACAGUUGUGCUGCGCUGCAGCCUGCUCUGGAUCUUGUCCAUCCUGCUGAUCAGGCAGUUUUUCCCUUCAGGUACUGCAGGAGCUCCUGCAGCUUCUUAAAGAAUUCCUCCAGCUUCUCGUGUGGAAAUAGACAGGGCUUAAAUGUG